UGUUAAUAGUAGGAAUAACAGCGUUGUGUCUGCUCUGUAACCAGCCUCAGUUUAUAGUCUGAGGAUGGAAGGAAGGAAGAAAUGACAUAGUAAACAUUAACGUUACAGGCUUAAAAUGGACGUGACUCGUCUGGAAACACAAUCAUCCUGAAUCACAGACGCUAAAAGACCGACUGGAAUAUUCUAAUCCUGGUUCCACGUGUUUAAUCCGUCAUGUAUCCUGCAAAGAGAGAAGCGGACAGCGUGCAUAGUGGGACUGGUGUGUUCUACCAGGCAAUGCCUGCUGUUGGAGCUGAUGGAAAGAACAUUAUGAAACUGAUUCCUGUACAAAUGGUUAACGGGAAGUUUGUCCAAACUCAAAUAAGCCAACCCAAAAUGGACCCUAAACCACAGAAUGCCAUAACCAUAAAGGAUACCUGUGAGCAUCGUCACAUGGGGAAAACGGCUGCUUUAAAUUCUUCAGCCACACAGCCAAUCAUCAGGAAGCCGGUUUACCUUGUGGAUGCCUCGUCUAAUCAAGUAGGUGUAACAGAACAAUGUUUGGCUCUUAGUAAUUCAUUAAAUAAGUAUCCACUACAACAACAGACUCUUAACUUAAUGGCAAAAAAAUCUUUGAUGGCAACACUUGGCACAAACUGUGAGAAGUCAACAAGACUCCCAGUCACUAUAAAAUCUCCAGCACUCCCAAGAGGACAGUACCUUCAGAUUCCCUCCAAUGCACAAGUCCAAACAGUCCCAGCGUCUGAACUCCCGCCAGGUAUCAAGAAACAGAUUUUUACUUCAUCAGCCAACUCUUCUUCCAGUGCGGUCUAUGUGUCACCUGUGACAACCGUAAAUCAAUGCACCACUCCACCAAGCAAUUCAGCACCUGGGACACUUUCAAAUACAUCAAAUAUGACCUCACCUUCAAACAGGCCACAUUUGAAAUUAAUUCCAAAGGUUUCACAAAGGCCCAACAGCCCCAUAAAGUGGGUGAUCGAAGAAGAAGAAGACAGCUUCAGAGGGUCAACUCUUGACCCUCUUAUUUCUCCUUCCAUUACUUCAGAGAUUCUUCGACCUGUUGCAGCGAGAGAUGUUAUCAACAAGCAUUGUGAAAUAACAAACGAGAAGCCCGUUUUUCCAUUGAGUCUGGCCAAAAGUGAAAAACGACAUGAAAACGCCUUGGUCGUGUGCAAUGGGAAGGUGUUUUUUGUGGCUAAAAAGUGUAGGCAACCAUUUAAAUUAAACAGCAAGGGAGCUGAUCCCCCCAAAGCAGCAACAAAAAGUUACCAAAUCAAGAAAACCAGCAUACCGCCAUCCCAAAAUUCACUCAGACAAGACUUCAGGAUUAUUAUUCCUGAUGAAUCAGAUGAUGUCAUUGACCUUUGCAAUGACGAUUGUCCAGAUGACUCAUCUCAAGAAGAAUCAUCAGGUUGUAUGUCGACCAUGACUCACGUGGAUGAGGACAAUGUAAUAUUUGUAUCGUAUAUUCCACCCAAAUCUGACUCUGGGCCAACACAAACUGUGAUACAAAACACACUUGAGAAGGAAACUGACCAGGCAAGCACACGGAAUGUACACUGUGUGAAGGAACAAAAGAGCCUGACGGACCCAACUAGUUCAGUCAGUGAACUCUUGACUGACGGUGGAACUCUCGUGGAUCAUCUAGCAACAAAUGACAAAGAUGGAAGAGCCUUUUUGAAACAGGGAAAACCUGGACAGAGUGAAGUCAAAAAUACACUCUGCAGAGCAACUACAACCAACACCUGGAGAGCAUGGAAGUGGAUCCAGAAACAGAGAGUUCAGCAGAUACCAGCACUCCUGACAGCAGCAUUGGAAUAUGUUCUCAAAAGGAGGACACCUUCGAAAUGGAGAUUCCCAUUGGAUAUUGAAACUGUUUUUGCUUGCUGUCAUCAUUCCUCCUGUUCAUACCGGCCAAGCUCUACAGAUGAGACAUUUUCACCGGCACCAAAACCAUUUCACAUGACCGAUGACCAGCUGAGGCAAAUAUUUGGGAUUACAGCUGCUGUGAACAUUUGCCUGAAGAGGAUUGACGAAUGUUCAACUGGGGCUGUACCUGAAGCGGCUCUGGAGAACAAGUCCAUGAGCAAACAGUCAGCAGAUGACAUUCAGACAACAAACAGAUUAAAAGAGAAAGCGCUCUUCUUACAAGACCUUUAUGAUCCACAAGAAACUGAAAGUGACAGUGGUUUUAUCAGUGUGAAAAGAGUGAACCUACUGACUGACCAGGAGUUUUCAGAAGACAUCAUCACAUCAGGCCUUCACACAGAUAUCAGACCAAUCAAAUGUUCUCUUUUCAAACAGACAACAAAAGCUGCCACUGCUUUGAAGAGUAAAUACACUUCAGGUCAAAGUUUAGACAAGGACCUGUUGUGUGAUGUUGAAACUGAGCCAGUGAUUGACUACGUGGAACCAAUAGAUGAUGAUCUCCCCAGCGCAGAUGAAAACAACAUCCUCAACUCAACUGCUCAUUCACAGAUUCAGACUUGUGUUAAUCCAAAUGCAAACAGGAGAAGAAUGGGUCGGGCAAGAAAGCGCACAAUGUGUCCAUGUUGCAUUCCUGGUGCUCUGGAUCCUGCAGUGAAGUCCAGCGUGAGGUUAGAAGAACUAGAGAGAUGGUCAUGGACAACAGAGCAGUCGAGUAAAAAAGGAAGGCGAAGGCCGACAAAGGCUCCAAAACAAGAUGGGAAAACACCUAGAAGGAUCAAUUGCAUUAUGGCCAAGAACAAGCAGAACUGUAAAGCUUACAAGGUUCCAGACAGUGACAGCUUAUCUGCAACAUCCAUGGUCUCUGAUGAGCUAAAACGACACAAACAAAUCAGAAGACUCAAAGAGCUUCUGAAAGAAAACGAGGCCACUUUAGAAAUAAUGAGAAACAGCUCGAUUUCAGACUAGAAAGCCAACAUCUCAAACUCUAAUGAUCUAAUGGUUGUGAUAAUGUGAUUCAUGUUUCAUAUAUAGGUUAUUGCUAUUAUUUCCUGUUGUUGGAAUUAACAAAGAAACUAAUACAACAAACCUUUUUUGAUAUUAUUACAGUAUAUCACCCAUAAUGAUCCACAGGUCAAAACGUGUUUGAGUGACUCUACUGGUGUCUGCUUGAGUUGAA
Molecule: messenger RNA, 3106 nt
Organism: Scomber japonicus (chub mackerel)
Lineage: Eukaryota; Metazoa; Chordata; Actinopteri; Scombriformes; Scombridae
Gene: lrif1
Product: ligand dependent nuclear receptor interacting factor 1
Exons: 5
Coding region: 214-2895 (893 amino acids)
Biological process (GO): regulation of DNA-templated transcription
Molecular function (GO): nuclear retinoic acid receptor binding
Source: RefSeq, a predicted model, not a curated record